AAUCAGACAUAUAUCAUCGGCGAAGACCAUAUCCUCCAAGAUUUUGUGAGAGCCCAUUUUAUGCCUGUUUCCUCAUUUCCCGUUGUCUGUCGCAUUAUCCAAUCUACUGCAAUCAGGAAAAUCAGUGGCGAUAUUAUAUAGCCAGCCAGCUUGUCUUUCUCCCGUCUUCACUUCGAAGGGUUCUGUGAGUUUCCCGUUGUGAAUUACUUGUCAUGAAGCAUCGUCGUACAACUGUUGGAUGGGAUUUAUAAUUGUUGGCGACACGCAGUGGUAACGAAGUAGUUUCCGAAUCACCUCUCGACCGACCAUGUUGAAGGACAUUUCAAAGACGAUGAAAUGGAGAUGGAGAGCUGACUGACUGCCAUUCCAAGCCCCGUGUAAUGGUGAUCCGUAGUGUUGCGAUUUGAUCGAUGCAUGAUUUGUUCCUUCUGAAUCCAGCCUGUUCCAGUCGAAGUUUCCGAUCCAGGGUUUGUUUGAUUCUCUCAAGGAUGAUGCGACCUAGUAUUUGGCUUGGGAUGGGCAGGAGCCUAAUUCCGCUCCAGUUCUUGUAUUCACUUAAAUCUCUUCUCUUUGGCAGUUUGAAUAGGCAGCCUUUCUUCUAAUCCUCAGGUACCUUGCUCUCUUUCUGCACCUUCUUCAGCAUUGGCGUCAUCAAGUCCGCUGUUGUCUAUGGGUCCAUUUUCAAUGCCCCUGCUGGGAUUCCGUCUGGUCCUACUGCUUUUCCAGCUUUUAGCAUCUUGAUUGCAUUCAGGACUUCUGAUUUCGUCGGGGGUUCGAUCUUCACUGAUAGUUCUGGUUCCGUUGUUGGUAUUGUUGGGCGCGUUGUGGGUGGCGGUCGAUUUAGAAGUCUUUUGAAGAGUUCAGCCCACUUCUUUGGUGAUUGACUUUCCAUUGUCAUCCUUUACUGGCUUAAUCUGUGUUGAACUUUUGCCCGAUAGGUGCCUAGUUGUUUGGUAGAGUGUGGCGAGGUCUCCUUUGCCUGCAGCUUGUUCUGCUUCACUUACCAUGGCUUCAUAAUACUUUCUUUUGUCUUCCCUGGUACUCUUCUUUACUUUGUUUUUCAACUCCUGGUUUUUUUGUUCAUCGAUGCACUAGACAAUCUCUUGUUUCACCAUCCUUCUCUUUUCUAUCAGUCUCCUUGUGUCCGUAGUGAGUCACUGUUUGUCCUGUCUCUUCUUUCUGCCUAAAACGUCCUUGCGAGUGUGACUCCACACUGCUUUCAUGUUUUUCCAGUGCUAACCAACUCUGGUCUCUUCGUUAGUGUUGAUUUGUAUCUCCACCUUUUUCCUUAAGUUUGCAGUGAAGGUGUCCUUUGUAUCCUGAUUCUUCAGCUUAUGAGUAUUGAACUUAGCUUGUGAUCUAUCUACGACUCCUGUUUGUUUGAAAGUUCUUAAUUUGAUUUGGAGUAUUCUCUGCACGAGAUAGUGGUCUGAGCCAACGUCCACUCCCCCUCUUACUUUUGUGUCCAGUAAGCUGUGUCUCCACUUCUUUGAUCAGCAUUGAGAUGAAGUCGAUUUAUGUUUUGGUUCGCCCAUCUGGUGUUACCCAUGUUGCCUUGUCGACAUCCUUGUGCUUGUAUACGCUGCCACCAUUCACUAAUUCAUUGAAAGUACAUAAGUCAGAUAAGAGUUCUCCGUUUUAAUUAUUUAAGAGCUUCUUUACUCAUAAUGAGUCCUCUUCCUGUGUUGUUUGGUUCCAGUUUUGCUUUCAUGUCUUUCAUCAGGAUUUCAAUGUCACCAACUAGAGUUUUGCUCACUUUGCCUGUAGUUGUCUGUAGAACUCUUCUUUCUUCUUGAGAUCCGCGUUGUUUGCGGGUGCAUGGCAUUGCAUAGCUGUCACUUUCCUUCCUUUUGAGUUGAGUUUGGCGGUCGUUAUCCUGGGCGAAAUCGCCUCCCAUCGUAUCAUGACCUUAGCUGCCGUUGGUGACAUCAUGAUAGACACAGCCUCGUUGUGCUCGUGGCUGUCUUCUAAGAGUGAACGGAAUAGAUUGUCUCUCUCACUGACAAUUUGGUGAGUCCACCCCAUUAUAUUUGCUUUCGCAUAUUCCCAGUACUUGAAUUCAUUUUCAUUUCGUUUUCAGUCUGGGCAGCUUUCCGGUUUCACACAUUGUGCAAACGUUCCAUUUCCCCUAACAGAUUUUUUCUUUCGUCGCAAGGAGACUCAUCGUACUGAAGUUUCUGUAGCAGCCUUGUUUAUAGGAUGAGAUUGCUAGCCUCACGCUUGACAAGGGGAUUAUUACAUUAAAAUAUAGUUUACAGAGGAGCGACGCUUUUAGUUGCUUCCCCUAGAAUCAGGAAAACAAGGAAUAAAGCAAUCAGAACAACACCAGCAAAAGGAAAAAAUGAAAAGUUUUACAACAGGAAGAACAGCCACACCAACAAGAAAAAGUCCGUUGUAGUAGCAGUAGUAUCACUGUCCAAUAAAGUUAUGAAAUAUAAUAUCAAAACCAUAGACUCACUGACUUGGGUCAACCUGGAUAUGUAAAUCCAACAAUAUAUACAAUCAUAGAUAUUAGAUAGUGUUAAACAGUCACACCAGAGAAAUAAGGGUUUUAUGUAAAUAAGCAUACCUAUAGCGUACUAAUCGGAAAGCGCAUCAGGGUCAGGUUUAAAUAUGUCAUACAACUAGUUAGCUACUAACAAAGAGUGAAUCGCUAUAAAUGUAUUGUGACAACCGAUUCCCGAGUACCACAUAUAUAAAUCUGUGAAUAUUUUAUAAGGUGGGCACUACUGGAAAGAACAUGUAAGUAGUAUGUAGUGUGUGGUGUCUUUUGUGAAUAAAGAAGGCACUAUUUCUCAACGGUGAUGGAGAGAAAUGAAAGAUUCUUGUGAAACAAGAGAAAAUCUGAAAGUGUUACAAUGGAUGCACAAUAUGUGGAACAUAUUGAAAUAGAGAUUUUCACGUAAAUUAUAUGCAUUCUUUCAUAUUUAGUGCGUCGGUGGCACAGCGGUUAGGACGUUCACCGACCAUGCACAUGGUCCGGGGUUCGAUCCCCGGCCGACGCACACCUUUACCUCGCUAAGCCAGAAAUAAUCCCGGUAAAGAGGAAGGGUUGGGCAUGGGGCUAGCAACCCCAUCCUGUAAAGACAAACACUGCUGCAGAAUCUACAAGUCUGUAGCUUGAAGUCAUAUGUUCCACUUGGAACGUGAAGGAAAAAAAAUUCUUCCAUAUCUGUUCAUGAAUUCACCAGCACACAGUUCCACCAUAGAAAGCCGUCGUGUUUCACCUUCACAUAACUAUCCUACACAGGUGUAGCUUCUUGUGAAGUCUAUAAGACCUUAGACCUAAAGUUCGAGCUUGUUGGAAGAAGAAUAAACCUAACAGGAUUAAAUGAGCUCAUCAUUAUUAUUUCGUGGUGUCAACCAGAACAAUACUAAAAUACUAGAUGCAGAAUCGUUUCAAGCACACUUUUCUUCGGUUGAUAAAAAGUAAUUGAUAGAAAUUAUAAGUAACGCAGGUCUAGGAUGGCGUUGCUGUUAAAUUGUUAAGAGUUGAACCCAUGCAUCGCGAUAGGUCAUCUAACACUAUGUCCACAUAGCACGCCUGACUGAUUGAAUUCAGUCCGCACUAACACCAAGAAUUAGACAGAUGAUAUUAGUUACUGUCUGUUAUCCAAUGGAAGUAUAUGGCAUUCAUUCAUCAACAGCAUUAAGGUCAGUUUAUUUUUUUUCAUUUUUGAUUACAGCUUGAUUCCACACCGUAUUUUUGGUAUAAGUAUGAAAUUUUCAGCAUGGAUAUCGGUAGCCCAAAUUUUGCAGGCCGAUAUCAGGUGUGCAUCGGCAGGGGAUCGAACCCCCUAACCAUGUAUAUGAUUGGCAAGAGUCCUAAUCGUUGUUUCACAGACACACACACUUUGCUUAGACCAAGGCAAUAAUAUCAGAUGCACUUCUGAUCUGAAGGAAUUCUUCUAAUAAACCAGCAGCAACAACCGUUUACGCGCAACGUAUGCAUUGGUGGAAAUUGAUGGCGAUGAAAAAUUGAUGCAACUACACCAAACCAGGCCGUCGAAUGGAAUUCAAAAGAAAAAAGUGAGGAGUUGUGUUUCUGACGCUGAUAUGGAGAUCAAGUGAAAAUGAAAUGAUAAAAGCUUGCGUGCAGCCGUGGGGACAGCUAAAUAUUAUGCUGGGAAAAUCGCAUGGAAGGUGUUAUCACACCUGCAUUCCAAAUCCCUAUCAUUUGUCCUCAGAGAAGUGAACACUAAUCACAGGAGGAAAAAGCAAAUCCACACUUGUAUUCCGUGUUGUUGACAGCUGUGUCGGGUCACCCUUGUUACCUGGUGUUACCGGCGUGAGCUUAAUGCGUUUAGGAUUCUGCCAUAUUAGCCCCUCUUUCCAUUUGCUCCAAUCAAUGUUGUGGCUUUUAUCUCCCAUGCAUGUGCAGCUGUGGUGAGAGCAGGCUGCUAGCCAAUUGGUAGACAUUAAUCCACGUCAAUGUCUAGGUCACUAAUAUUGGCCGUGAGAAAAUAUGAACAAAGCUGAUUCAACAACCAAUCACAGCAGACUUAACGUGGGGAAAUAUAAUUCGCAGAUAGAUGGCUCCACUUUCCGAGGUUACCCGAAACAACCAAUCAGAAGGCUGCGUUUGUCUACUUGAAUAAGCUGUAAUAAUGUACAGGAAAUAUAUGUAAAUAUGUGUUGAUUUCCGUAAUAAAACAAUCUGUUACCUGGCCCUUGUCUUCUGUUGUUACACAGUUACAGACGAAAUUUCUUCUAAUUUAUUAUAAGCUUUUGUUCCUGUUGGAAGAAGACCUUUAGUUAAGUGUUUAUGUUCAUUCACUCUUAUUUUAAGUGAUCUGGACAUUUGACUCACAUAUUUAGUGGGAUAUUUGGUACAAGAUAUUCUGUAAUUUACAUUAUUUUUAUCCAUCAUCUUUAUUGUAUUCUUUUUAGUUAAUUCAUUUUAUUUCUCAAUUGAUUCGUUGGUUUGAACGUGGUACGAAUCCCAGUAUUUUGAGGUUUCUUCUAAUUGCCUCUGAUGUACUUUUCUUUUAUGAUAUAUUGUGACCGUCUUUUUGCCAUUAUCUUUUUUGUCAUUCCUUGUUUUUACCCACUUUACUCUUCUUCAUAUAAUCUCUGAUAUAUCUUUUUGGGUAAUUGUUAUCGAGUAACAUUUUGAAUGAGACAAUUAUUUCUUUUCUUCAAUCAUCUAGUGUUAUUGCAAGUCUGCGUAUUCUAUCUGCAAGACUUUGUAAUAAUCCUCGUUUAACCGUGAGUGGAUGAGCUGAGUGAUAAUCAAGGAAUGUCCCAGAAUGUAUAGUUUUUCUAUAUGGCGUCAUUUUUAUGCUACCAUCUGUUACUCUCAUUACUUUGCAGUCUAACAUAGGCAGUUCUUCAUUUUCACUGUCCAUUUCCAUAGUGAGUUUUAUUCAGUCUGGAUGACUGUGUUUAUGUGUGAGAUAUAUUUCUAAAUAUGAUUAUUUUUCAUUAUUACUUAAGUGUCAUCUACAUAUUUCCAACAACAUUUUAUUGAUGACAUGAAUGGUUUGAGUGCCUUCUCUUCCCGAAAUUCCAUGAGUAUGCCAGCUAAUAUCAGUGAGAUGGGAGACCCCAUGUCUACCCCUUCGUUUUAUUCGUAUAUUUUUCCUUCAAAUGUAAAAUAUGUUGCUGUUAUACAGAAUUCAGCACCUUUAUCAUCUCUUCUAUCGAUAAUUGUGUCCUGUCUUCUAGGUCAUCAUCUUCGUUUAGUCUCGUUUUCAGUGUAGUCAUGGCUAUUUUGAGCAUAGAGACUGUGUUAAUUCCUUUUAAUUUAGCUGUUCUUAAUUAAUCUUUCUUUUUUGUUUAACUUCAUGCUACUUAUCGUUGGUAAGUAGGAUGGAUGCGUUUUACACCUUGAAACUGACAUUCUUCUCUAAUGAGAAUUAACUCACUUAAUGUGUUUACACUCUGUUUGAUGUAUUGUGAUUAUUUUCUUAUGGUGGAACAUUAUUUGCUUUAUAUGCUUCAUUCGUGUACCCUUUAAUUUUGAACAUUGUUCAUCUGUAUCCCUUUAUUCUGUGUCUGGCAUUCGCAAGCUAUUUGAACGAAACGUCGUGAAUCACCCUUCACACAAUUUUUCUGUCUUUACGUAUUGAUGCAUACAGACUGUGCUUUUUAACGGCAUUCAGAACGGACACCUCACAAUUGAAGCUUGUUAGUAUUAUAUUUCGUAUUUCAUGUUAAAUAUAUAGUACCGUAUUUUAGAC
Trichobilharzia regenti is the source of this 6182-nucleotide messenger RNA. NCBI's taxonomy places the organism in Eukaryota, Metazoa, Platyhelminthes, Trematoda, Strigeidida, Schistosomatidae. The record is from the annotation of a GenBank genome assembly.